UGAACAAUUUGGGCCGCGGGUUUUAACUUUUUCGCAUUCCUGUGUAGGAGUACUACGUCCCAGAAGCAGAGGCGUUAUCCCAGCCGUGCCGGAUACAGUGCAAGGUGAUCCCCGUUAGACACAGAGGCGCUAUCCUCGCUAUUAUGAAGACGAAGGCCGUGCUCGAUAUGAUGCAAGGCAUGUUGGUACAUCUAUCCCCUUUUUAAGCAGAGGCGCUAUCCGCGCUAGUAUGGCGACGAAGGCCGUGCUCGAUAUACUGCAAGGCAUGCUGGUGUCGUUCGGCACGAGCAUGGCGACGGCGACGAGGGAGGAGCAGCGCUCGUGGUGGCGGGAAGACGCGGCGUGGAGAGCGGACGACCUGGACUGGCGCGGAGAGGAGAAGGCGGUCUACGAGGCGGAGAGUGACUGCAGACAGCGACUGCGAAAGUGGCAUCAGGAGGAUAUUGACCAGAUGAACCUGGAAAACUCAAGGGUAUUAUGGCUCAGGUUCUUGGAGAAGAAUCGGCGCGACGUGGAGGAGAAGACGGAGCAGCUGAAGGCCAUCUCCAGCAUCUCCGCUCUCUUUGGCCUCUGUGCUACCGUCACGCUGACUCAGCUCAGCCUGGACAAGGAGGGCGAGCCCUCCGCACCCACUGUAUGGUGAUGCAUGCUCUAUGUCAAGCGCCCCCUACUGUACUGCAAUCUAUUUCCAUUCUCUCCGCUCUCUUUGGCCUCUGCACUACAGUCACACUCACCCAGCUCAGCCUGGACAACGAGGGCGAGCCCUCCAUGCCCACUGUACAGUGAUUUAUUUCCAGCGCCUCUGCUCUCUUUCGCCUCUGCGCUACAGUCACGCUCACCCAGCUCAACGAGGGCGAGUCCACCGCACCCACUGUACUGUCAUGCAUGCUCUAUGUCCAGCGUCCCCUACUUUACUGCGAUCUACAUCCAGCAUCUCUGCUCUCUUUGGCCUCUGCGCUACUGUCACGCUCACCCAGCUCAACCUGGACAACGAGGGUGAGCCCUCCACACCCACUGUACUGACAUGCGCGUUUACCAACUGCUGUCAAUAGAAUGCAAUUGCCAUGUGCGAGUCUCCAUGCGAAUCGUCGGCUGCCUUUUUGGGAGCUUCAGAUGGGUGUGCUGAUGCAUGUGUGUGCGUGUGCAUCUGUAUGUGCAUUUUUCCCCUUUUCUGCAGGGCUUGAUUGCUCUAUACGCACUCACAACAGCUCUCGUGGAGGGCCUGAUGGUUGUCUCCAUGGUCACCUGCGCGCUGCUUCUAGGAAUCAUCCUGAAAAUCGGCAAGACCUUUGUGAGCGAGCGGGAGGAGCAGGAUUUUAUGGCAGCGUGCCUUCGAUUCUGUGCGUUAUAUCAACGAGGCGACCGCCCUCCCCAACCUCGCAAAUCCUUUGAAGCCUUUUGGGCGGCCAGGUGCGAGGGGAGCUGGCAACUUGCCUUCCAAUGUUGCUGCUUGGGUGUGACCGCUUUUCUUAUCAGCAUGAUUGCUGUAGGGUGGAUUGUUUUUAUCCCACAUGAGAUAACUCAAGUGUCUUUUGGCAUUGCUGUUGCAUUAGCCGUGUGCCUCUGGUCAUAUGUUCAGUGGGCAUGGGGAGCAUACUGGCGAAGCAGUAGACAAGCUAGUGAAAAUGGUGGUGUACAAUAUUCAAGAUCGGCGUCCUUGUCAUCUAGAGCAUUAUUCUUAGCAUCUUCACGUAGAAGCCUGCCCGCAGCUAGUGCUCAGCCUCCUGGGGGGUUUGCAGGGUUACCAUUUGAUUGGCAUACUGCUCCUCACCACCUACCAAUAUAGGAAAUCUUGAGUAUCUUGUUGGGAUAUAAUCGCACAUCUAGGCACGAGCCAUUGGGGUCUUGAGUUGCAACCCAUUCACGCGAGUUUUUUUUGUCGAGUACAA
Molecule: messenger RNA, 1889 nt
Organism: Closterium sp. NIES-67
Lineage: Eukaryota; Viridiplantae; Streptophyta; Zygnematophyceae; Desmidiales; Closteriaceae
Source: the annotation of a GenBank genome assembly